Cydia splendana is the source of this 2109-nucleotide messenger RNA. RefSeq lists its product as uncharacterized. The record is from RefSeq and is a predicted model, not a curated record. The transcript has 13 exons. Bases 136 to 2070 code for a protein of 644 amino acids. Gene Ontology annotation, molecular function: RNA binding. Lineage: Eukaryota; Metazoa; Arthropoda; Insecta; Lepidoptera; Tortricidae. Gene Ontology annotation, cellular component: ribonucleoprotein complex.
AAUUAAAUAUUAAAAAAAAAGAAAGUAUCACGAACACGAACGGAACGAUAGAGAACUAAGGCCCUAUUCACCGCUGAGCUGAGUUCUCGAGAUAAAUUUGUUUUCAAGAACUUAGCCACACGAAUUUAGGCAACAAUGACAACACCAAUACCUCCACUUGAUUUGAAACUCCGCAAUCAGCUGACAAGGUUUCUUCAUACGGGAAAUGAAGUCCCCAAGUAUUACCCGGGCUGCUGGACGUCACAAAAAUACUUCCAAGCUGAAAACUUGAAAACAAUUGAUGAGGCACUUGCUAAUGGAGUCAAUAAUCUUGAAGUUGUGGAUGUAAUUUUAAAGGCUUACAAAGAUGGAUGGUACACAAGAUUUGAAACCAUUGCUUUUGCUCUCACUAAGUGCCUAUUGCUUGGAAGUGCCGAUGUCAAGGCCGCUACUUACAAAGCUGUUGGACAAAUUUGCAACACUCCUGAACAGAUGAUGCUUUUCUGCAAAUACACAAGGCUAUUGAAAACAGGAAAUGGCCAAGGUUGGUGCAAGAUCGUCAGGUCGUGGUAUACCUCCAAAGACACCAUGGAACUAGCAAAGGAACUCACCAGGGUGAAGGCUCGCCACGGCCGCUCCCACAACACCCUCCUCAGGAAGAGCCAUGUUAAAGUCGACGAAAAUGAUAAAGCGCGCGACGCGGUAAUCAAAUACGCUAUCUACGGUUUGAAAAAAGCGAAGCAACUGGCCGCCGACCACGAACAGACAAAGACUGUGCUCGAGUAUAUACAAAAGGUGGAGGACUUGAGGCACUGUGAGGAUCCUGUCGCGGCAGCCGCGAUGGUCGAACAACAUCGGUUCACGCUUGACCACAUACCCGGACAUUUGCUGACUUCACAGGAUGUGUGGGACGCAGUGCUCCCACACAUGGAGCUCAGCGAUCUCCUAUACAACGUGCAGCGUGUGCACAACAUGGGCUUCCUCACGAGCGACUCGCCCACCACCGCGAUCCUGGUGUCGUUGCUCAGCAACAGUGACGUCAUCAAGAAGUCGAAGGUCACGCCCAUCGAGGUGUACAUCACGCUGAAUAAUUAUAAAAAAAAGAGCAGACCGCUGAAACACGAGAAAGCAAAAGUGGCUGUGGAGAAAGAGAGACGCCGCCGGGCCCGCCAGAUAUUCGACAGCAAAACUGGGCUGUGGGAGUGGUCAGUCACCCGCCGUCACCCCAAGGAGGUCAAGCAUUGGGGCAUCGACCAGCCCCCGAACCAAGCCGUGCUGAACGCGCUAACGAAUCUGGUGGACAUGACCUGGUCGCUCACGCCCAAAACUGGAGCGCGCUACCUUAUCACUAUGGACAUGAGACCGCACAUGUUUAAAGGCCGCCACUUCUGCAAGAACUUCGUGCUACCUAAGAAGGGUCGCAAGACGACCGCCACCGCCACCCCGACGAAGGCCACCCCGGCGCCUGCGCCCGUCACCGCCGCCGGCGACGGCGACGCCGAGAAAAAGUGCAAGAAACACCUGCUUGCAGAGUGCUUCUAUAAUAAACACGUCACACCGGGACAUGCCGCUAUCAUACUGGCUCUUCAAAUCCUGAAGCGCGAGGACAACGUGAAGCUCGCUGUGUUCACAGACGAAGGCGUGCAAAUCGUGAACAUCGACAAGAAAUCGGCCUCUCUCGACCAGGCGGAGUACAAUUUCAGGAAAGCCAACCUCGGCCGAGUUCAACUGGACGCGCCCAUAGAGUGGGCCGCCAAAAAGAAGAACAAGUACGACGUGUUCAUCAACAUGGUGGACCGGACCACGCGGUACAUGGAGCUGGACCAGGAGCAGCGGGGCGGGCGGGGCGCGGGGGGCAGGUUCGGGCCGCCGCCGGCACAGGGCAAGGAGGUCCCCGACCACUGCCCCGUGAGGGCGCUGGUGCGUUAUAGGGCGGCGGUCGAGGCGAAAGCCAAGCUAAUCGUGAUGUCGCUAGCGUCGCACCGCGUCGCGACAACCGACGGGAGCCACGAGGGCGUCCUCGACAUGAUCGGCAUCGACGAGCACACGCCCAAAGUCAUGGACGCAUUCACACUCGGACACUUCAAGUAAAACCCCAAAACAAAUGUCUUUGGGCCGCCAUACACGGAC